CGCACUUUCAGUUUUACCUUGGCCGCGGACAGUUUUAGCAGUUCUCCGAUUUUGCGGUGCAGUGUCGUUCGAUUCUCCGAAGACCAAGUCAAAAGUGAAAAUUUUCUUCCAAGCGUUCCAAAGUCGGAAGUGGCAUGGUUAUUGUGUAAUCCACUGAGUGAGUGCGUUUUCAUGAAAGUGGUCGCCAUUCGUGAAGUUAAAAAUUAGUCCUGUUUGUAAUAAUCUCAGGCAAUAACAUCCUGGGAAAUAACUUGAUAAACAGAGUAAGCGGCGAUAAAAAUAGAGCUGUUUAUAAAGUGCCGUCAUCGCAAUAAAUUGAAGUGAGAAGUCAGUGCGUCGGGAAUAGACGAACAACUAAAGAGUCAAAUAUAAAAAAACAGCAAAAAGUCGCGCGUCUGAGCAUAAGCCAGCCAGUGGAAAUUUGUGAAAAGAAGCGAAGGCAACCGACGACGAUAAUAAGUGGAAACCUCUAGUGUAGUGUGCCGAGUCUAGUGAAGAGCAGCGAGGCUUAUUUGCCAACACCCGUGUGCAUAUCUUUUCUCGUUUAAGGGAAAAAGAAAAGCUCUUGGUUUCCCACCGCAGUUCGAGUAGACAUCCCCCGCGCGUUCGCCGUCGUCGUCGGAGUGCGUAGAAAAGAAGAGUCCACCCCCGUUGUGCUCGUAGUGAAGAGAAAAGUGUCGCGACUUUGUUCCAGGCAAAUCACCAUCGCCACCACCUGCACUGAAUUCGUCCUCGUUGCUCGGUGCGUUCACAAAGCUCAUUUUCAAUGAUCAUGGCGUUCAACGGAAAUGGUGCCGGCGGUGGCCAGGACGGGCCCCACAACAAGCGCCUCUGCACCGGCCAGGAGAUGAUCGAGACCGUUCCGCUCAAUAGUCGGAACAACAACAACAACAUCAACGUUACAGACGAGCCCCGGCGGAAGCGCGAGGUAGCAACCCGGCCCAACCACAUCCUGCUGUUCACCAUCAUCAAUCCAGUCUAUCCGAUUACAGUGGACGUUCUUCACACCAUCUGUUCACCAAACGGACAAGUGCAGCGUAUCGUGAUAUUCAAGAAAAACGGAGUCCAAGCUAUGGUUGAGUUCGACAGCAUUGAAUCCGCAACCCGAGCCCGCGAAGCCCUGAAUGGCUGUGAUAUCUAUUCCGGUUGCUGCACACUGAAGAUCGACUAUGCCAAGCCAGAAAAACUCAAUGUUUACAAAAACGACACGGACUCCAGUUGGGACUACACAUUGGAAGCAGCUGUCACCAAGGAUGCCUGCAAUGGCCGGGCCCCGUUGCUGCACGAUCCAAACAUCUUCGGUGGAAGGCCGACCCCAUACAAUGAUCGCCAAUCAUUAGUCAACCAUGGUCCUAAGCCAGCCCUACUGGGAGCCGGUGGAGGAAAUGGGUUUGCGCCGAACUUUUCGCCGCCCGAGUUCCAUCCGUCGGAAAAUUGGAAACCCACACCGGCCGGAACACACGUCGGACUGAUGAAGGACCCACCGCUGACCCGCAACGGACCGGCCAACUUCAUCCAGCCAGCACAGCAACAGGGCGCAGUGAUGAUGGUUUACGGACUCGAUAACAGCACAGCCAACACCGAUAAGCUGUUCAAUCUGUUCUGUUUGUACGGAAACGUUGUCAGGAUAAAGUUCCUGAAGACCAAAGAGGGAACCGCCAUGGUUCAGAUGGGAGACGCUAUCGCGGUGGAACGAAGCAUCCAGCACUUGAACAACAUUCCAAUCGGAAAUGAUGGCAGCAAAAUUCAGAUUGCAUUUUCCAAACAGAACUACUUGUCGGAGUCCACCAACCCCUACACCCUGCCGGACAAUUCGAUCAGCUUCAAGGACUACAGCGCCUCCAAGAACAAUCGCUUCCUGUCCUUGACGCAGGCCAGCAAAAAUCGCAUCCAGCCCCCGAGCAAGAUUCUACACUUCUUCAACACCCCGCCCGGUAUGUCCGAGGAUCAGCUGCUGAAUGCUUUCACCUGCAAGGACUGCCUCCCAUCGCAAGUGCGAAUGUUCCCGCUGAAAUCGGAACGGUCCUCAUCCGGAUUGGUCGAGUUCCCCAGCGUAGCCCUCGCCGUUAAUGCCAUCAUGAAGUGCAACCACAGCGCGAUCGACCACAAAGGCACAAAAUUCCCGUUCAUCAUGAAGCUGUGCUUCUCCUCGUCCAAGACGAUGAACGGAGCGUGGAACAACGAAAACAUCGAAAACAUGAACACCAUGGGAAUGGCGCAAGCUCAAGGACAUCCGAUGUCGGCAGCGACCGCGACAGUCUCCGCAGCGUCCCCCAACGUAGUGAUCCAGGUGACGGGUCACAAACCCGGCGACGAUGAGCCAAUGUAAGGUGGCGUGCGGCAGGUUUUACUACGGUUUGACGCAUCCCGGUCGUCAGCUCUCAUCCCACCAUCUAAUAUUCACCUACAUUAGCACCCCCCAGCCAGCCAAGAAAUUCUUCUUCCCAUUGUCAGGUCGUUUCCAGGCUACAGGUCGAGCCCGGAGCGGAAGAACGAUUUGAAGGAAAAUCCACUAAGCGUGGUGAAAUGAAACAAUAUCAAAGUUAAAUUUAAGGCACAGUUCAACGUCCGACAACCUAAAAUAAUGUAAUUGCAGAAAGGAAAACGUUAAGGAGAAACCAUAAUUCCGACGUCGUCAAAAUGUACAGCAGAUACCUUUUGCCGUUGAUGAGCUCGUGGCAAAAGCACGGUCAUCGUUUUAGAACCAAAAAGAAAACAAUUUCACACCCUUCUCAGAGUUAUUGCUGAAUUGUUUGAUUCAAAUUAUUUGUUAGUUUCUUUGAUCACAUUCGAGGGCAAUAAUGGCAUCAUUUAGAGAACGAGGAGGAAGAAGAAGAGCCACAGUGGGGAACACUGGAUGAAAAAGACAUUAUUUAUUGCAUAGUUUUGUAAGACGCUCUUAGGAGGUUAGAAAUCAUUCUUCUUGUCUCAUUUUUGCUUUUGAGAAUUGGGAAUAUUUUUUCCCUUUCAUUGUAGUUAAUGAAACAUUUCAUUCUUUUCAUUUUCAAGUGAAUUAGCUUUGUAGACUAGUAAGAGCGAGAGGCAGCAGAUUAAAAAUUAACAUAUUAGUUCAACUGUUUUAGAGAACAUGAAAAUUUAUAUAAUCUGCGUAGAAAAAUUAGUUCCAAAUUGUACAUUGCAAUGUGUAUAAUGAAAAGAAGAAAAAGGAAAAAAAGAUUGUCAAAAAAAUGAAUUGGAUAAUUCAAUUUUAGUGGUUAAGUUAGCAAUAAUAAGCAAACAAAAACAAACAAUUGUAUAGAAUCGUUUUAAUUUCUUCUAAUUUUCAACCCAAACUAUAACAGAAACAACAACAACAACAGCAAUCAUCACAAUUGAUUAAACACGACAAACACUUUGUACACACAUACAUACACAAAACAUAUACAUUUGAUACACUACCACACGCGUAUAGUAAGAGCAAAUGUAUGCAAUUGCGCCGAAAUUGCAUUCUCUAUAUUCUACUACUACCACCACAUACCCACUCUAUGAAUACUACUACACUGAAACAAUUUGAAUUUCCCCUCCGAUUCGCGAGAUGUUGGAGUAGUAAAAUAAAUAAAAGACUCAAGUUAUUGUUUAUGAUGAGGGGGGACAAACACUGAUUUUGGUUCAUCUUACUCUUUCGUUUACUGACACUGUUUUGUCGGGUCGAAACAAAACGAAAUGACAAUUCAAACCACGUGAAUGGAAAAUUUCCAUGGCGAAACCACGAAGCUACUUCUUUCGUCGGAUAUGUUAGUUGUUAGGAAAGUUAGCUCAUUUUUGUACAUUUUUAUACAAAUUGAAAUUAUGUGAAAAUCUUUCGUUUUUAAGGUUAGACGAUAGAAAACACUGAGUGAGAGUAACGAGAGACGCUGCAGCGUAUGACAAAGAAAACAAAAAUAUGUUAAAUUUGUAUUUAAGGUUCUUCUCUAUGAUUUUUUUGUUGUUUUAUUUUUCAGUUUCUUCGUUUCAAGUCAAAUCUUCCACUUUUAUUAAAAUGUUGAUUUUGUUUAGUUCAUUUACUAGCGAUUAAGUUUCUACACCAUCACUCUACCAUUUUUCCUUCAGUUACAUUUAGGAAGAUUGCGGAGCGAGUUUCUAAAUCACAAUCAAUUUUUUUGAAACGAAAGCCAAAAAGAAGCCAAUACUGACUGCCAUCUGCGGGGCAGGGCGAUCAAGUGUGCGAGUGCAAAAGGAAAAAAAGAGACUAUUAUUUGUUGUUGGGAAGCGAAAAUAAAGAAAUCACACCGAGCAGUGAAA
Armigeres subalbatus is the source of this 4242-nucleotide messenger RNA. It is a transcript of the gene sm, whose product is annotated as heterogeneous nuclear ribonucleoprotein L. Gene Ontology annotation, biological process: mRNA processing; regulation of RNA splicing. The record is from RefSeq and is a predicted model, not a curated record. The coding region runs from base 767 to 2329 and encodes 520 amino acids. Lineage: Eukaryota; Metazoa; Arthropoda; Insecta; Diptera; Culicidae. The transcript is spliced from 16 exons. Gene Ontology annotation, cellular component: nucleus. Gene Ontology annotation, molecular function: mRNA binding.